GACGCAGACGGAGAUGUUGAGAUGACCGUGCCGCAGCCAGUGUUCGAGGUGGUUCAGCCCCCGAGCCUGAGUGCCUGGGACCAGGCGUCCCUAAUCUCCUGGGUGCGGCAGCGCCGCCAGUACGAAGCCAAGAUUCGCAAUCGCUGCGCGGUUACUGGCGAGCAGUACGAGCACGUUGUCACCUCCAUCCGCAACUCGAUCGAGCCGCGCAUCCUGGACCACCUGGCUCGCUUCGUGCUGAAGAAGCGAGCGGCUGACGUGACCGAUGAAGAUCUCGGCCUGGAGAUCACGCAGCGUUGCUCAGCGCUGCAAAAUAGCCACAUCCCGGACAUGGACCAGCUUUUCAAGGACGAACUGAAGAUGGACCUUAAGAUUGAAGACACCGAAGCUCGUGUGGUGAAUUACUUCGUGCUGUUUGACAAGAUUGUGGAGGGCCAUGGUUUGGGUGGAAUCCUCGGUAGUGGACACGAAAAUGAACCGAAUUACGACGAACGCAUGAAGUUGCGUUGCAAGUACCUGCUAAAGAACAUUGCACCAGAGAUGUUGAGGCUGGAGAUGGAGCGCCUGGUCAUCGCCAAGCCGGUGCUCAAGAAGGACGAUAUUGCGCUCUACGAGGCCUUAGUAGAGCGCGCACGAGAGCAGCAGCACUACCACAUGCUGGCCCAGGAGCUCAAGCAGGUGGAUAAACCUCGUAGCAACCCCAAGACCAAUCACUCCAACAAGAAGCCAGCACUUUCGUUGAAGCCUCGGGUUUCACAGCCCCAGCACUCGUCAUCAAGCAAACCCAAGCAGUCGAAGCAAGAAGCCGCGCGAUGGCUGUCUCGUGUGCAAUGGAGCACAUUGGGUGAAGGAUUGCCCCACCGCUAG
Phytophthora sojae is the source of this 867-nucleotide messenger RNA. RefSeq lists its product as hypothetical. The annotation marks the transcript as partial. Lineage: Eukaryota; Oomycota; Peronosporomycetes; Peronosporales; Peronosporaceae. The transcript has a single exon. The record is from RefSeq and is a predicted model, not a curated record.